Punica granatum (pomegranate) is the source of this 1891-nucleotide messenger RNA. The record is from RefSeq and is a predicted model, not a curated record. NCBI's taxonomy places the organism in Eukaryota, Viridiplantae, Streptophyta, Magnoliopsida, Myrtales, Lythraceae.
UUUAGAUCGAUGAUCUUAAACUUUAUGAAGUUAAUUUGUAUCUGUAAACAAAUUCGCAUUGUACAAAAGGGGCCCAUUUUUUCAUUGAAAAAACCAAGAACCGGAGGCAGCGAGUUAUAUUAACAUGUCAUAUCAAGUUAAUUAUCUGCCACGAUCAGAUCCUCCAAUUAAUGAUGUCUUCAUCGUCUUAUUGUUGGGCGCCUAAUUUGCUGCUCCUCCUAACCAUCUCCUCACAUUUUGCUUUUGCAACUCCCUCCAGCUAUAUUCCUCCACUGCGAACAGUUUCAGAGAGUUUCCGACAUGUGCGAGUUAACUACGACUUCCUUCCGAGUGACGUCCAUACUUUCUUCUUCAACCAGACGCUCGAUCACUUCAGCUUCAGGCCCGAGAGCUACACGACUUUCAGGCAAAAGUAUGUCAUCAACUUCAAGUACUGGGGUGGUGCAAAUUCCAGUGCGCCAAUCUUCGCCUAUCUUGGGGAAGAAGCCCCAAUCAGCAGUGAUAUCCCGAUUAUCGGGUUUCUCCCAGACAAUGCGCCUCAGUUCAAGGCUCUCAUAGUAUAUAUAGAGCAUCGGUUUUAUGGGGAAUCAAUCCCGUAUGGAUUAAGUCUAGAAGAAGCGCUGGAGAGUCCUGAGACUCGUGGGUACUUCAGCUCGGCUCAGGCAUUGGCCGAUUACGCGGAGAUCCUUAUACACAUUAAGGGGAAACUGCACGCCAAAAAUUCACCAAUUAUAGUCAUGGGGGGAUCAUAUGGAGGAAUGCUUGCUUCAUGGUUUCGGCUAAAGUAUCCGCAUAUCGCCUAUGGAGCUUUGGCCUCAUCAGCACCGAUCCUGCUCCUCAACAACUUUGUUCCGCAUUUUGGUUAUUAUUCGAUUGUCAGCAAGGAUUUUCGGGAAACUAGCGAGACAUGCUAUCAGACCAUAAAAGAGUCGUGGUCGGAAAUUGACCGAGUCGCCUCUGAACCAAAUGGGCUCUCGGAACUGAGCAAGAUAUUCAAUACUUGCAAGCCAUUGCAAGAUGUUAAUGAGCUAAAACGGUACUUAGAGUACGAAUAUGCAUCAUCGGCUCAGUAUAAUGAUCCACAUACAAAGCCUGUGGCUCACAUUUGCGAUGGAAUCAAUAACUCUAAUGGAAGCUCAAGUGUGCUGAGCAAAGUGUUCUCGGGAUUAGUUGCCCUCAAGAGAAAUCAAUCGUCAAUGCCCGUCCCACCUUGCUUCGUUAACCCCCCAGUUAAUAUAUCUCAGACCAUCAUAGGAUGGGACUGGCAGGAAUGCAGCGAGAUCGUAUAUGCACUAGCCCGCUCCAAUGAUACCAUGUUCGAACCUUAUGUUCCCUCGCUGCAAAGCUACAUUGAUGGCUGCAAUGCCUCAUAUGGCGUCGUUCCUCGGCCACACUGGAUCCCUACGUCUUUUGGAGGUCAGGACAUGGAAUCGGUCCUCCGUCAUUUCACCAGCAAUAUUAUAUUCUCGAAUGGGCUAGUGGAUCCUUAUAGCAAUGGCGGGGUACUCGAGGACCUCUCAAGAACUGUUCGUGCUGUGUAUACUGUUCAUGGAUCUCAUUGUUUGGAUUUACUUCCAUCAGUGAAAGGCGAUCCGUAUUGGUUAGUGAACCAAAGGAAGACUGAGGUCGGGAUAAUAAGAAGAUGGAUCAAUAAGUAUUAUGCCGAGCUUAAGACGCUACGUGAUGCAUAAUAAUCCCGGUCAGCGCACAAGAAGUUAUCUUUCCGCACGGGAGUAAAGAUCUCAUUUGAUUGCUUCUUAAUUUCGAAUGCCAAAUCAAUAAUAAAAACUUCAUCUGGUCCAUCACUUUAUCCUUACCGAGCAGCCGGCAGUUUUGAAUCCGUAACCUCUCUGUUCUUUCUUAAUCAAAUGUCCGGACUCCUAAUUCCACU